Molecule: messenger RNA, 1357 nt
Organism: Rubroshorea leprosula
Lineage: Eukaryota; Viridiplantae; Streptophyta; Magnoliopsida; Malvales; Dipterocarpaceae
Source: the annotation of a GenBank genome assembly
AUUUACAGAUGGAAACAAAAAAGGGUAGUCUUUUUCUUUUUUUUAUGCAAAAGGGGAAAGGGUUUAGCCAAUGCACACCACAACCUCAAGGAUACAGAGCAUCUCUGGAAAAUGUAACCCAAGAACGAAUCUUGGACAUGCAACACAGGGACCACUAGCUGUUCAGCUGACAAAGGAAAAUGAGCAAGUAGUGAUUGAUAAUGGACUUGUUCGAGUCACUUUGUCAACCCCCGAUGGCUAUGUCACCGGAAUUCAAUACAAUGGCGUUGAAAAUGUGCUUGAUGGUAGGCUAGAUGAUAACGACCGAGGGUACUGGGACGUUGUCUGGAAUGGCGUAAACUUUGACAAAGUUGCAACGUCAAAUUUUAAAAUAGUGACCCUAAACGACGACCAAGCAGAGCUUUCCUUCUCCAAAACAUGGACUUCCUCCAACUCCAUAGUUCCCUUAAACGUUGACAGAAGGGUUAUUGUUCGGCGUGGGCUCUCCGGAAUCUACUUGUACAGCAUAAUGGAGAAGCUGGCGGAGUUUCCUACCGUGGAAAUUGAUCAAAUAAGGGUGGUUUUCAAGCUCCAAAAAUGGUUCAAUUAUAUGGCAAUAUCGGACAGCCAGCAAAGGAUCAUGCCAGUGGCAGAAGAUCGAGACCCAGGCCGCUGUGAGACUCUUGGUUACAAAGAAGCUGUUUUAUAUAGGCAAUAUGGACUGUGGGAACGUUAUGCUGAAAUUUAUCCUCACAACGAUCUCGUCUUCACCGUUGGCGUUAGUAAUUAUGCCCGGGAUUGGUUCUAUGCUCAUGUUACUAGGAACCUCGGAGAUGGUGAUUAUAAAGCAGCAACAUGGCAGAUUGUAUUUCAUCUCCAACACGUGCUCCAUACAGGAAAUUACACCCUCCAAUUGGCCUUGGCAUCAGCCAGUUAUGCAAAGCCGCAGGUGAGGUUCAAUGAUCCAAAUGCUCCAGAACCCGAUUUUGAGACACCAGGGAGAAUAGGGUCAGACAAUGCAAUUGCAAGACAUGGAAUUCAUGGAUUGUACAGAUUUUACAGCAUUCAAGUGCCUAGUAAUAAACUUAGAAAAGGUACCAACACAAUCUAUCUUACUCAAGCAUUGAACACAACACCCUUCCAAGGAGUAAUGUAUGACUACAUUCGUUUUGAAGAACCUGGACAGUGAUCAGUGUAUAGAUUGUCGACAUUCUUCACACUGAACAGGGCCUAGCUAGAAAGAAUAGAAAUUUGUGCAAGAUAUAUAAUUCGGCAAUAAGUUGCACAGGAUAGAAUUUGUAUAUUAGAUUUAGGGAUAUAUCAAUGCCAUUGUGCAACUAAUCCAUGGUUUCAUUGCCCUGAUAUGAUGAUUUAAAUU